AUGGCAGCUCAGCUUUCCAAUAAAGGCUACUGGCUCUCAUCUUUCUCCGAACCGGGAAAGAUCAUUGACCUCCCCGUCCCAAAGGCGUCCAGUGGCAGUGUCGUUGUCGAGGUCCUGGCGACUCUUGUCCUUCCCUAUUUGACCCAGAUUCAUCAAGGAGGGGUUCAGCAGGCGAACCUAAUGCUACCACUGGUGCCAAAUGCAAACUGCAUUGGCCGCAUCAUCGAGGUGGGCCCUGAUGCCACCCUGUUGAAACCGGACGAUUUGGUCUGGGCAGACAGCACCAUCAUUAGUCGGGACGAUUCAACCGUUGUUAUUGUUCAAGGUCAUCUCGGUGGUCUUGGAGAACGUGGACGAACAUUGAUGCAGGGUGAAUGGCGAGAUGGCUCUUUUCAACAAUAUCAGAAGGUGCCUCUCGAGAGUUGCCAUCUUCUGAACACAAACCGGCUGAUUAAAGACUUGGGUUACAAUUUGCUUGAGCUUACGACAAUCAUCCUCUAUACUGUCGCGGGCGGAGCCAUGUUGGAGAUUGCAAAUCUCCAGGUUGGACAGACCGUCGUCAUCGGUCCGGCGACAGGCUCCUUCAGCGGUGCCGCCGUGGAGCUUGCCCUCGUCUGUGGCGCCAACGUGGUUGCCAUCGGUCGGACCAAAGAAACCCUGGCAGAACUCAAGGAGAAAUUGGGAAACCCUGAGAGAUUAAAGUAUGCAGUCAUGACAGGGGAUGUUGACUCCGACGCCGCCGCCAUUUUGAGACUAACUCCCGAUGGGAAAGGAGCCGACGUUUUCAACGACUGGACGCCGGGAUGGAUAGAGAAGCCACUCUUUCUUCAGGCUGGACUGAAAACGUUGAAGGCCUGGGGAAAGGUCGUGCUCAGUGGCGCAGCGUGGGGAUCAGCGGAUAUUCCGUACGCAGAGUCCAUUCACAAUAACUGGCAGGUGAUUGCGAGAUGGUGCUGUACACGAGCAACUCUUACCCGAGUUCUUGACUUAAUUAAUCAGGGCCAGCUCAAGAUUGGAAAGUCAACAGGUGGUGAGUUUACAACAUUUGAGCAGGUAGAGGACGUCGAGAGAGCAAAGGAGCAUGCCUCAAAGAAUGGAAGGUUUAAGCAGUAUACUGUGCUGCUUCCAAGCGGACCUAUAUAG
Molecule: messenger RNA, 1143 nt
Organism: Fusarium vanettenii 77-13-4
Lineage: Eukaryota; Fungi; Ascomycota; Sordariomycetes; Hypocreales; Nectriaceae
Exons: 1
Coding region: 1-1143 (380 amino acids)
Molecular function (GO): oxidoreductase activity
Source: RefSeq, a predicted model, not a curated record